UGCUUGUGGUACUGAUAGGAAUGGGGGGGAGGUUGGACCAGAUGAUCUUGCAGGUCGUUUCCAACCUUGUGGGCGUCAGCAGCGCCCUUCUUGGAGAAUGACUUCAAAGUACGACGUGCCUGGAGGAGUUGUGCACCUUCUGAAAAGAACCGGUUUCUUGGUACUGCCUCAGUAGCAGUCGACACCCAACUGUUCACCACAGGGGCACUGCCACGAGGAACCAGACCUCCUUUCUGAGCAGGAUUUCUGCCCGUUGGCACUAGGGGAGUAAUUCCCAGCCUGGCCCCUGGGCAUGGUGAGCGUGAGGCUGCUGCUCUGUCAGUCUCUGAUACCUCCUGUUCUACAGCAUGGCAGUGCUGUUUCUGUACCUCGUGCUCUGGCUCUUUGCUGGCUUGGCCCAGUCCUUCUGACCUGCACUGCCUCUAUUGUUUUGUUGUGCUCAGUCACUGCUAUCCUAGACCUUAUCCUUCUUUAACUCUAUUUUGGCACAAUUCACCACAGUCUUUCUGCCCUUUGUUCUUGCCCUGCUUCAACCCUGCUGAGCUGAGACUCCUUACUGCCCAGUUGGGGCUGUCUGCUCUGCUGCUGCCCUGGACUGCCCAGCCUGGCACCGUGAUGCUCGUGUUUCCUUUCUUGUCUGCCUGUUCUCUGAACAGCUGCUUCUAACUGCAUGGCUGGGUGUGAGCUCACACCUGUGAGUGCUGUGGGUGCACAUUUGUUGUGCUGUAAUGCUUCUGCCCUUCAUCACCUGCAGUGGAGGGCUGUUAAAACAAAGUCAUGCUCUCGUAUGUUCCUUUCCAAGGAGCGGCCUUUUCCUCCUCAGGCCCAUCGAUUCUGGACCUUAUUGUGAACAUGCAGCUACUGAAGCUGCCUGACUGUACCCUGAGUCUGUGGGGUCAGUCAUUCUCCUGUCUGCAGCACUGACAGCCUGUCAGGGUAGCCAGUAGUUCCUGUGGAAAUGCCAGGAAGGUCGAGAGCCUUUAGAGGUACUUUUUUGAAGCAUGAAAGCAGGCUGGUUGGUCAGCAGCUCCCAGACUGGGCUGCUUUCCCCAGAGUUACUGGAGAUGUCCUAUGGCAGAAAUAGAACCGAGAGCAUUCAUGUGAGAUUCAUGAGCAUCCCCAUCUUCUUGGUUAGACCAGGCCUAUUCCAGGGAUGUCUUCCAAACUUUACCAUGUUGUGAUUCUUACCACGUAAGCCUCAACAUGUCGACACAUUACAGGGAAGUAUACUUCACCUCAUCUCCAACCUGCUCAGUCACAAGCUGGCUACAGACUGACAGCUGAACAGCUUACAAGCUAUCCAGGUGUGGUGCAGUGCCUGGGCAGAAGUACCUUACAGGCAACAUGGAUGUGCAGGGAGGGCUUUAGUCACUGUCAGUUGCAUCCUUCCUUUCAAGUUGUGCUGCUUAUGAAGUAUCACAUGGGUUGGUCUGUUCUAGAAAGCUUUUAUUUAUAUUGUAUACUUCUUUUCUAUCACUCAGUAUUUUGUUUUCUCUUUUCAGAGCUGGAUCCAAAUGUGUCCUCCACCUGCUGUCUCAGAGCUACUCCUGCUUCAGGUCAAUUAGAAUGUCUGCUGCUCAUUCAUCAUGAUACAAUAUCUGGAUUCCUGCCCCGUCCUGCUGUGGAUAAGGUUGUUGCUCCCUCUUGGUCUGCACACAUGUGACUGUAGGUGUUCGCCGUCUGCCUAGUCUGGCACAGGCUUCCCUGGUGCUGUUGUUGGAAGGUCAUCUCCACGCGACCUGGGAUGCCAUCAGGAGCUCGAAUGCCCCACCAGGGGGCUCCCAUGGGUCCCCCAGGCCCUCCAUAUGUUGGAAGCCCCUCGGUGAGACCUGGAAUGCCCCAGACUGUGAUGGAAACAACGAGAAAACGUACUGCACCACAGCAGGUCCAACAGCAGCAGGUGCAGCAGCAAGUGCAGCAGCAGCAGCAAGCUACUCAGAACCGAACCAGGAGUGCCAAGAGGAGGAAGAUGGCUGACAAAAUUCUCCCUCAGAGGAUCCGGGAGCUGGUUCCUGAGUCCCAGGCCUACAUGGAUCUGUUGGCUUUUGAACGCAAACUGGACCAGACCAUUAUGCGGAAGCGCGUGGAUAUUCAGGAAGCGCUGAAGAGGCCAAUGAAGCAAAAGCGGAAGCUGAGACUUUAUAUCUCCAACACAUUUAAUCCUGCAAAAUCUGACGCUGAUGACUCCGACGGCAGCAUCGCAUCGUGGGAGCUUCGAGUGGAGGGGAAGCUCCUGGAUGACCUCAGCAAACAGAAACGGAAGUUUUCAUCUUUUUUUAAGAGUUUAGUCAUUGAACUGGACAAAGAUCUCUACGGACCUGACAACCAUCUUGUGGAGUGGCACAGAACUCCCACAACUCAGGAGACUGAUGGCUUCCAGGUGAAAAGACCUGGUGAUGUCAGUGUGCGGUGCACGCUACUCCUCAUGUUGGAUUACCAGCCUCCGCAGUUCAAACUGGACCCACGGCUGGCCCGUUUGCUGGGGAUACACACGCAGACCCGAUCAGCUAUCAUCCAGGCUCUGUGGCAGUACAUCAAAACAAAUAAGCUGCAAGAUUCCCAUGAUAAGGAAUACAUUAACUGUGACAAGUACUUCCAGCAGAUUUUUGACUGCCCACGGCUAAAGUUUUCUGAAAUCCCUCAGAGACUGACUAACUUGCUGCUGCCACCAGAUCCUAUCGUAAUAAACCAUAUCAUCAGUGUUGACCCCAAUGAUCAGAAGAAGACGGCUUGUUAUGACAUAGAUGUAGAAGUUGAAGACCCAUUAAAGGGACAGAUGAGUAGUUUUCUUCUCUCAACAGCUAACCAACAGGAGAUUACAGCAUUGGACAACAAGAUUCAUGAGACAAUCGAAUCCAUAAAUCAGCUAAAAAUACAACGUGACUUCAUGCUGAGUUUCUCCAAAGAUCCCAAAGGAUACAUCCAAGACCUUCUCCGGUCCCAAAGUAGGGAUCUUAAGGUGAUGACUGAUGUAGUUGGAAAUCCAGAAGAAGAGCGCAGAGCUGAAUUUUAUCAUGAGCCAUGGUCUCAAGAGGCUGUGAGCAGAUAUUUCUACUGCAAGAUUCAGCAGCGCCGACAGGAACUGGAACAGUCUCUGGGAGUGCGCAACACAUAAGCAUUGCUCAAAACAUCACAUUGGCAUCAUGACCACAGAACAAGUGGACUCCCCAGUGUUACUUAGCUCACUGUUACACAUGGACCUGCUUCCUGACUGGCUGGGAAUGUACCAUCAACAAACCAGCCAGAACGCCAGCUUUAGAGUGACCCUUGAAAACAGCGCCCAUGGGAGGUGUCUCAAAUCAUUCCAGGCCAUAGAUAGCAGAAGAUUGCCAUGCUUUGUACAGGUGUCAGUGCUAAAGAAGAUUAAAGAUUAAUUCAUCGACUUGCAUCAUUGAGUUCUAGUGGAAAGUUCAGACGCUACGCAGCAAAUCCUUAUGGGUUAUGCAUAGAAUCACGGAUGGUAUUGAUGGGAGAAAUUGAGUUGAGUGUUAUGAAAGACUACAGGUUUAGAGAAAUAAAGGUAACUCUCAUCCUGUGUUACCUAAGAGUCUCAAAUAGUAACUUCUCUGGAAUGAGAACAGAUAGUCUGAUAGUUGUGGAAUGCUUUAUAUUCCUGAAUAGAACUUUCAUUACAGUGCAAGGAGCCAUCAUGCUGUGUAAAAUAAUAAACUAGGAGAGUUUUCAUUCCUGA
This is a messenger RNA of Centrocercus urophasianus (Greater sage-grouse), 3691 nucleotides long. RefSeq names its product SWI/SNF related, matrix associated, actin dependent regulator of chromatin, subfamily d, member 3 (gene SMARCD3). The record is from RefSeq and is a predicted model, not a curated record. Gene Ontology annotation, cellular component: SWI/SNF complex; nucleus. Gene Ontology annotation, biological process: regulation of transcription by RNA polymerase II. The coding region runs from base 1745 to 3115 and encodes 456 amino acids. NCBI's taxonomy places the organism in Eukaryota, Metazoa, Chordata, Aves, Galliformes, Phasianidae. The transcript has 14 exons.